GGCUCCGGUGGCGCGCAGUUAUAACGGUCCAGGAGCUCCGAGGAGGGAGGUUCACAUAAAUCCACCUCUGUCACCUUAAAUCCGCCACUCAUCACUGUUUUUCUACGCAUUUUGGAACUUUCCCACCAGCUUCUCGGACUCUUUGCCCUCCCUGAAGUCGUGCGUCCUGCUGGUUUCUGGAUAACCAUGGCGAGCUCCGGACUGCAGCUGCUCGGCAUCUUCCUGGCUCUGGUCGGGAUCGCCUCCACGGUGACCGCCACCCUCAUGGUGGAGUGGAAGAAGCAGUCUCAGGGCAAACACCGCGCCUACGAGGGCCUGUGGAUGAGCUGCAGCGGCACCGAGAGAACCACGUGUGAGAUCCACGAGUCCCUGUUCAAACUGCCCACUGAGGUCCAGGCCACCAGAGCCGUGAUGCUGCUCAGCCUCCUGCUCUCGGCCAUCGCCAUGAUUGUCUCCACGGUGGGGAUGAAGUGCACCCACUUCAUGGAUCGCAUUCCCGACAGCAAGAGCACCACUGCCAUGAUCGGAGGAAUCAUCUUCAUGGUUUCAGGUCUUCUGACCAUCAUCAUCACCUCCUGGUACGUCAAGAUGAUCGUCCAGACCUUCCAGGAGUCGCAUCGUCUGCAGAGCUAUGAGUUCGGUAAAGCCGUGUUUGUCAGCUGGGCUGGAGGGCUCCUCACGAUGGCCGGAGGAGCUUUUCUGAGCUGUAGGAGAUGCUGUGGGUCGAAAUCAUCCGAGUCCAUCAGCUCCGACAUGAAGUCCAACUACGUCUAGUGGAGCAGGAGGAGGAGAUGUAGAAACUACUACCUACAUUCAUGCUGUAAUGAACUGUCUGGUUUUAUUGUGUGCACAGAACUGUCAGCUGGAAGGAUGUGAAAGAUUCAGUGUUUUUCAAAAUGACUUUUUUACAAUCACAGUUACUCAAACUUAUAAAGUGGUGACACUAUUUGUCGUACUUUCCAUAAGAAUUAUUCAUUUUUACCUCUUCAGUUUCACACUGAUUUGCUUGUUUGUUAAUUUUAUGUCUGAAGUUUUUAUAUUUUUUGUCUCGUCAGAUUGUUUUUUAAUGUUUAUAUGAUGCAUUAUUAUUUUACAGUUAAAAACAUGUUAAAAAGGAAAAUAAAAGUAUUUUGUCCUCGA
Acanthochromis polyacanthus (spiny chromis) is the source of this 1140-nucleotide messenger RNA. Its product is annotated as claudin-19-like. Gene Ontology annotation, cellular component: plasma membrane; bicellular tight junction. The coding region runs from base 187 to 774 and encodes 195 amino acids. The record is from RefSeq and is a predicted model, not a curated record. Gene Ontology annotation, molecular function: structural molecule activity. Gene Ontology annotation, biological process: bicellular tight junction assembly; cell adhesion. The transcript has 4 exons. Lineage: Eukaryota; Metazoa; Chordata; Actinopteri; Pomacentridae.